GUGCUGCGUCCGGGCGGUCCCAAGGGCUGUGUGUUUGGCGCGCCGUCCGUGACGCCGGCGACCGACAACAGCAAGGUGUGCGCCGAGAACUGGAGCCAGUGCAACGGUCAGAACUGGCCGUUCGGCGUCUGCUGCAAGAGCGCGGGCUGGAAGUGCGUCAAGCACAACGACUACUACUCGCAGUGCCUCCAAGGCUAG
This is a messenger RNA of Saprolegnia parasitica CBS 223.65, 198 nucleotides long. RefSeq lists its product as hypothetical. The record is from RefSeq and is a predicted model, not a curated record. NCBI's taxonomy places the organism in Eukaryota, Oomycota, Saprolegniomycetes, Saprolegniales, Saprolegniaceae. The annotation marks the transcript as partial. Gene Ontology annotation, biological process: carbohydrate metabolic process. The transcript has a single exon. Gene Ontology annotation, molecular function: cellulose binding. Gene Ontology annotation, cellular component: extracellular region.